UCCUCAACAGAACCAGCCAGCAAAGAGUAAAGCGAAGAGCAUCAUGCCCUCCGAGUUCCACUCCCAACUGCAGCCGCGCCUACCCAUCCUGCUGCUGCUCAUCCUUGCAGCGGCGACUGAACAUUAUGAGUUGAUGAUGAUGGUCGCCGGUGCUGAACAGCCACUGCCGAUCACACUUGCCGGCUGCCCUGACAAGUGCGGCGACACGAGCAUCCCGUUCCCAUUCGGCAGGACGCCCGGCUGCUUCCGGCCGGGUUUCCAGGUCGUCUGCAACCACUCAUUUCUCCCCCCUCGCGCCUUCCUCGCUUACACCCGUGGAUUUCCAUACCAGAAGAGCUACAUCUACACAGUGACGGCGGGCAGCCCCGCCGACUACGGCUCAGUCGCGACGGCGAAAAGGCGGGUCGAGCUCGUCGACUUGUCCGUGGCCACGAGCGAGGUACGGGUGCAUGUGCUCCCGGGAGCAGAAACAGCAUGUCCUGUAGAAACCAACCAGGAUACAACUCCACGUACGUACUAG
Molecule: messenger RNA, 520 nt
Organism: Lolium perenne
Lineage: Eukaryota; Viridiplantae; Streptophyta; Magnoliopsida; Poales; Poaceae
Source: RefSeq, a predicted model, not a curated record